Messenger RNA from Gavia stellata (red-throated loon), 438 nucleotides. It is a transcript of the gene RPL37, whose product is annotated as ribosomal protein L37. Gene Ontology annotation, molecular function: structural constituent of ribosome; RNA binding. The transcript is spliced from 4 exons. Gene Ontology annotation, biological process: translation. Lineage: Eukaryota; Metazoa; Chordata; Aves; Gaviiformes; Gaviidae. Gene Ontology annotation, cellular component: cytosolic large ribosomal subunit; ribosome. The record is from RefSeq and is a predicted model, not a curated record. The coding region runs from base 32 to 325 and encodes 97 amino acids.
UCGGCCUCUUCGGUGCUGGCGGCCGGGCAAGAUGACGAAGGGUACAUCGUCAUUUGGUAAGCGACGAAAUAAGACACACACCUUGUGUCGUCGAUGUGGGUCCAAGGCAUACCAUCUGCAGAAAUCUACCUGUGGGAAAUGUGGUUAUCCUGCUAAGCGUAAGAGAAAGUAUAACUGGAGUGCAAAGGCUAAAAGACGCAAUACCACUGGUACUGGUCGCAUGAGGCACCUGAAAAAGGUCUACCGUCGAUUCAGGAAUGGAUUCCGUGAGGGAACCACACCGAAGCCCAAGAGAGCAGCUGUUGCAGCCUCCAGUUCAUCGUAAAGGCUCAUCUGUUUGUUAAAAUAAAUGAUCUUAUCCAGAAAGUAUGUCAUCUUUUAUACAUGUUUUACUUCAGUGAGGUGAAGGAUUCCUGAAAAUACAUACAUUUACACACA